AUGGCGGCUGCUCCGCCGCUCUCCAAAGCUGAAUAUCUGAAGCGUUACUUGUCAGGGCCCGAGGCAGCUGUAGUUGAGGGGUUGGAGGCUAGUCGUAAGCGCCGAAAGAAACGGCUGAAGCAGAGUGGUGCCGGAGGCAAAGGAAUGAGGAUUGUGGACGAUGAUGUGAGCUGGGAAAAUAUUUCAACUAAAACAGAAAAAGAAGGGGAGGAAGAUGAGGGAGAUUUGCCUGUGGUGGCUGAAUUUAUUGAUGAACGCCCAGAAGAAGUGAAGCAAAUGGAGGCAUUCCAGACCAGUAAUAAGUGGAAGCUCUUAGGAGAACAAAAGCAAGAUCUGUCUCUGCUCGGGAGGGCUUGUCAAUACUCCCCAGACUCUUCACCUGCAAAGAGGGUCUGUCAUGACUCCUUGGACACAUCGCCUCCUAGGAGGACCCGGCACGACUCUCCAGAUUCCUCACCUCCUAGAAGGGCCCAUCAUGAUUCACCAGAUUCCUCACCUGCAAAGAGGGCCCGUCAUGACUCCCCAGACUCCUCACCCCCCAGGAUGAUCUGUCAGGACUCCCCAGACUCUUUACCUCCCAGGAGGACCCGCCAUGAUUCUCCAGACUUAUUACCAUCCAGGAGAUUCCAUUCUCAUCUUUCAGAUUUAGCUCCUGAGAUAAACUCUUCAAUCAAGAAACACCGGAAGCACGAUAUAGAUUCUUCUCUUCCUGCAAAGAGCAACCAGCAGGCCUCAGAUUCAGACCCAUCUCCUCCCCGGAACAAGCAGAAACGGGACUCUGACUCGGACCUCUCCCCUCCAAGAAGGAAGCAGAAAACCAAAACCUCUGAUUCAGAUCUCUCUCCACCUGAAAGGAAUCAGCCUUCUGGAGCAAAGGCCACGCAGAUGUUUUCUGGGGCCAAAACUGGGUUGGUGUCUGAUGUAAGGAGAGAGCAGCAGGAGCUCAGGAGGCAGGACCAAGAAACCAAACAUUUGGAAGCUGACUUCCAAAAUGCUGAAACCAUUUUUCGAGAUAAGUCUGGCCGCAGGAGGGACCUGAAGCUGCAACGAUUAGAGCAAUGACGAAAAGAAGAGGAGGAGUCAGAGAAAAAUGAGCAGUAUGCUCAGUGGGGAAAGGGUCUUGCCCAGAGACGGCAGCAGCAACAGAAUGUAGAAGAUGCAAUAAAGGAGAUGCAGAAGCCAUUGGCCCGAUACAUCAAUGAUGAGGACCUGGAUCAGAUGCUCCGAGAGCAGGAGAGGAAGGGUGACCCCAUGGCCAACUUCAUUAAGAAGAAGAAGGCCAAAGAGAACAAGGAUAAAAAAGAAAAGCCUCACUACAAUGGCCCUGCACCUCCCCUCAACAGAUUCAAUAUCUGGCCUGGGUAUCGCUGGGAUGGUGUGGACAGGUCCAAUGGCUUUGAGGAGAAGUAUUUUGCCAGACUUGCCAGCAAGAAAGCUAUUGAGGAAAUUGCCUAUAAAUGGAGUGUUGAGGAUAUGUAA
Molecule: messenger RNA, 1479 nt
Organism: Antechinus flavipes (yellow-footed antechinus)
Lineage: Eukaryota; Metazoa; Chordata; Mammalia; Dasyuromorphia; Dasyuridae
Product: BUD13 homolog
Exons: 2
Biological process (GO): mRNA splicing, via spliceosome
Cellular component (GO): U2-type spliceosomal complex; RES complex
Molecular function (GO): RNA binding
Source: RefSeq, a predicted model, not a curated record